AUGGAGCUGUCCCUGAAGAAGCUCGGAAGUACCAGCUACCGCUCUUACCGGAAGGCGGAGAGGCUGCACCAGCCGAAGGCGGAGAAGGAGCUCCAGUGGCAGAAGGAUAAGGAUCACCAGCCGCCGAGGGAGGAGCAGCAGCCGCCGAGGGAGGACCAGCAGUUCUAUAGGCAACCGUCGAGGCUGCACCAGCGGAAGGCGGAGAAGGAGCUCCAGUGGCAGAAGGAUAAGGAUCACCAGCCGCCGAAGGAGGAGCAGCAGUGCCACAAACAACCGCCUAGCAGAAAUUUAUCGUCAUCCUCUUUAUCAUCGCUUCGUGUACAGCAGGAGCUGGCCCGUUUCGAGCAUCUUGUCACCGAGGGCAGCAUAUCCGAUGUCCAGAAGAUGGCCGGUCUGACGUGUCUGCAAUGGAGCUGUGCCCUAACGCCACCGAUGGCGCCGGCCAUGAUGCCACCAUUACCGCCACCCUGUCCGGGUGCACCGCUCCGGCCACCGUGCAUGACGCCAGCAAUGACUCCUGUGCCACCCAAGGUGGAGCUGCCAAAGAAGAACGUGCCGCAGCCCACGAAUCUAUACAACAGCUUCAACUGGUCCAAGCCGCCGGAUGCCAAGCUCCAGGUCACCGUCUGGAGCGAGCUUGGCGAGAGCGAGCUGUAUAACAACAUGGAGUUGGAGUCGAGCCGAUACGGCAGUAACGGCCGAUGGAGCUGUCCCUCAAGAAGCACGGAGCACCGGAGGUACCAGCUUCUGCUGUAG
Messenger RNA from Drosophila serrata, 756 nucleotides. RefSeq lists its product as uncharacterized. NCBI's taxonomy places the organism in Eukaryota, Metazoa, Arthropoda, Insecta, Diptera, Drosophilidae. The record is from RefSeq and is a predicted model, not a curated record.